Fragaria vesca subsp. vesca is the source of this 810-nucleotide messenger RNA. Its product is annotated as UPF0587 protein C1orf123 homolog. The transcript is spliced from 4 exons. Bases 33 to 536 code for a protein of 167 amino acids. The record is from RefSeq and is a predicted model, not a curated record. Gene Ontology annotation, molecular function: zinc ion binding. Lineage: Eukaryota; Viridiplantae; Streptophyta; Magnoliopsida; Rosales; Rosaceae.
ACAGUAGAAGCUUUGACCUAAGAUCGGAAAAAAUGGUGCUCCUGGCGCUACAGAUAACGGCGGAGCUCGAAAACCUGACUGACCUUCAGCCCGAAAACGGCUGCGACGAUCCCGACUUCACCUAUCUCUUCAAGUUGCGAUGCCAGAGCUGUGGUGAGUUGACUCAGAAGGAAACUGCUUUGAGCUUGAGCGAGUCCGUUCCUCUUCCGGUGGGCAAGGGCAACACUAAUCUCAUUCAGAAGUGCAAGUUUUGUGGCAGGGAAGGAACCAUAACGAUGGUGCCUGGUCGUGGUCGACCAUUAACUCAGGAGUUAAGUGAAGCAGGGAAGUCUACCCCCGUGAUGGCGUUCGAAUGCAGGGGUUAUGAGCCGGUGGAUUACGUUUUUGGUGGCGGGUGGAAGGCUCGAUCAUUGGCUGGGACAACCUUUGACAAUGUUGACCUGUCAGAGGAUGAAUUUGCUGAAUAUGAUGAGAAAGGAGAGUGCCCAGUUAUGAUCUCCAAGCACUCUUCUUCUUUUGUUGUGCUAAAAAACUAGAGUGGUUAUAGAGACGUUUGGUACAUGGGGCUUGCUGAUGUCUUGUGAAUAAGAUAGAAUCAUACAAACCCUGGGACUUGCACGUAUUCAUGGAUGUUUAGAUAUCACAUGUUGAAAAUUGUUCUAUGGACAUGUCUCUUUGCUGAACGAUUUGCUGAACUAGCCUGAGAACAUGUUGUGUAUUAUCUGCUAACUGCAUAAUCCAUGGAACUGGAAUUUGGAUACUGUGGUUUGCACUUCCAUAAUCUCAAUUGUUUUGCGAAGAAUUUAAGUU